UGAGAAGCACAUAAAUACUGUUUUGCUAAUACUGAUUUUCUACUUUAACUCGUACCUUUGUAUUUUCAAUUUAGUGUUGAAAAGGUUAUGAAAAAAACCAAAGUUUCUGGAAGCGUCUGGAAACGGUGUUCUGUGAAAACCACGAGCACCGAGUAAAGUUUGUGAAACGAGGAAGUUAAAGGGUUAGUUUACUUUGACGUCAGGAAGACCGGGAUAAGGAUCGUUUCCAUUCGCCAGUCACACAAGUUACACAGCGCGUGCUGCGCGCGACUGCUGUUUAUCUUCCUGGUGGUCUUUUAGCAAACUGCGAGUUAUGGGCUGCUUUGUGUAGUUCUCACGGGCAGCUCUUCCUGAUUUCUGUGGAGUAAAUGGCUAAGUUAUAACGGAAGAGCGGGGCAAAAAGGCUCGAAUGUUCCGCUAACUUCAGCUGACCAUCAAACUGAGAGAAGGGACUGCUUCUGCGAGAUUUUGUACUGAAGUAUCUUCCCUCACCUUUUGGGCCUUCCCUCACCCGUUUUUUCGUCUGACAUCCAUCAUGAAGAAGAGAAGCUGUCGCACACCAGAUCAGGAUGAUCCUCUGUGCUGUUGUGAGUACAUCGACCGUCAUGGUGGACGGAGUCACAUGGCAGCAUGUUGCUGUGACUGUGAGGAUUUGGAUGAGGCUUGUGACAGAUGGAUGAAGAAGAAGCCUCAAAGUGCAGACUCUCUGUCCCGGGUUAUAGCUACGGUCAACGAUCGUCUGCGGGUGCCCUGGUUAUCCGGAGCCAGACAAGUUGAUGUCUCGGUGAUCCCUCCACUUAUUCUGCUUCCGUUUUUUUUGCACAUCGCGGCUUUGCACUACCUGCUGGGUGUUUUAGUGCUAACAGCAGUGCCCGUCCUGGUCCUUUGGUACUACUAUUUCACUCACCGAAAGAAAGGCCGCACGCUAUUCUUCCUCAGCCUCGCGCUCUUCUCCCUCUUCUACAUGUUCUACCUCUUCAUCACCAAGGUCGUUCCUCGAGGUGAUGUGAAUCAUCUUCAGGUGGCCGCCGUGACGGCGGGUGUUGCUCUCACGGUCAUUUGCCUCAUAUUUACCAAAAAGGGUCCGGGCUACGUCAGGCCUCUUCCGGCUGACACUCAUAGUACAGUGACUUAUCACAAACCUCCACCUGACGUAGAUGCCGACUAUCUAAAUGGAGCACAGCACCAAGUGGUGAUAGCCAAUCACGAACAAACUGGUGAAUCUGGGACAGGACAGCAGGGUGUUCAGAGGAGGAACUGGUGCGCCGUAUGCAAAACGGUGCGGCCCCCGAGAGCGGGACACUGCAGGAUCUGUGGAGUCUGCAUCCUGCGUCUGGACCACCACUGUGUCUGGAUCAACAGCUGUGUGGGGCAGGCCAAUCACCGCAGUUUCCUUCUGAUGCUUGUUUUCUUUCUGCUGACGUCGCUGUACGGGAUCUGUUUGGUUCUUCGAAGCGUGUGUCCAGACCAGAAUGUAAUGACUGCACUGUUUUACUGUCCUGACAUCUACAACCACUUCAGCUCUGCUCUGUGUUUUACCUGUGCCUGGUACAGCAGUAUCGUGACGGGAGGUUUGCUGCACCUGCUGCUCUUACAGCUUAUCAACGUCAGCUUCAACGUGACUGAACGAGAGGCUCGUCUGGCUCUGAGAGAGAAAACCGCUCGCAGCCAUCUCUGGGGUCUGAUCAUCGACACUGGCGUUUACUCACGAGGCUUCCGUUCUAACUGGAUUGAAUUCUUGACCAUGAGCAAGGCUUCGGAGCCAUCAAACCAAUCAGAUCCGGUGUAGAAAUUCAACUGUCAGUCUCUGCUUAUGAAGAAACCAUUGAACUGGUAUUUAUUGGGAAUUAUCGCUCAUAUUUAAUACAGUGAAGUAUAAUGUUGUGCAACUUAAUGUCUUCAACAUCCAUUCCAGAGUCAGUUUUAUGGCUCUAAACAUUGUACUUAAGGUCUCAUCAAGUGUCAGUUGAAUCGUGUGGAUCACUAGAUGGCAGUGUUGAAGUAUGUUACAUCUCUAUCAGUGUAUUUCAACAUCAAGUACACAAUUACUCAGGUGUGUUAGUGUGUACACAACUUAUGUUAACUGUAAUGAUGUCUCACUAAAGUUUUUAUGAUUAAUAUUAAGAAUUAUUUUUUCCUCCAUUGUUCAUUUGAUUUAAUGUCUAUAAAUAAUGAUUUUAACUUAAAUGUACAAUAUAUAUUAUAAGUGCUGACAAAUAAUUCAUCGCAUUCAAGUAUAUAUCAUAAUACACAGACAAUUACAUUUACAUAUAAAUAUACAGACAAGCAUGUGUAUAUGAAAAAAACUGAUGUAAAUAUAUUUAAGCUAUAAUUAUACAUCAUUUAAAUAAUAUAAAUAUACAUUUAUACAUUU
This is a messenger RNA of Puntigrus tetrazona (Sumatra barb), 2374 nucleotides long. It is a transcript of the gene zdhhc23b, whose product is annotated as zinc finger DHHC-type palmitoyltransferase 23b. Gene Ontology annotation, molecular function: protein-cysteine S-palmitoyltransferase activity. Gene Ontology annotation, cellular component: Golgi apparatus; endoplasmic reticulum. The transcript is spliced from 5 exons. Gene Ontology annotation, biological process: protein targeting to membrane; peptidyl-L-cysteine S-palmitoylation. NCBI's taxonomy places the organism in Eukaryota, Metazoa, Chordata, Actinopteri, Cypriniformes, Cyprinidae. The coding region runs from base 536 to 1789 and encodes 417 amino acids. The record is from RefSeq and is a predicted model, not a curated record.